AAGAAGUCAAAUGUCAAUGUUAUGUUGAUAAAUAAAAUAGUUGUACAAUACGUAAUAAUUAAAAUUGUGUAUAAUCACGUUUUCCAACAAAAGUCUCAUGUCGAUAAGAUAACAUAGGUACAGAUAAAUCUUCUAUAUUGUUAGACAGUGUAAAGUUUACUAUAAUUAAGUUCCAGGAAUAUGACGGAACUCGGUGCGGAACAUCCAAGGAACUUGAUUCCGGAGCUCUGCAAGCAGUUUUACCACUUAGGAUGGGUGACCGGUACGGGAGGAGGCAUCUCUAUAAAGGAAGGGGACAAAAUCUUCAUAGCGCCAUCAGGAGUACAGAAGGAGCGGAUGCGGUUCGAUGAUCUGUUUGUUCAGACAAUCAAUGAUGAAGAUUUGGAACUACCACCCCCUGAGAAGAAACUAAAGAAGAGUCAAUGCACACCUCUAUUUAUGCUUGCAUACAAAGACAGAGGCGCCGGCGCUGUAAUACACACUCACUCACCGCACGCUGUCCGCUGCACGCUGCUGUACGACAAGGAGUUUGUUAUCACACAUCAGGAGAUGAUUAAGGGAAUAAAAGACGCAUCUCUCGGUCGCUACCUGCGUUAUGACGAGAAGCUGGUUGUUCCCAUCAUAGAGAACACGCCGUUCGAGAAAGACCUAGCCGGCAGCAUGGCCGAGGCAAUACGACAGUACCCGGGCACGAGCGCCGUGCUGGUGAGGAGGCAUGGAGUGUACGUGUGGGGCGACACCUGGCAGCAGGCCAAGACUAUGACGGAAUGCUACGAUUAUUUAUUUGAAAUGGCUGUGGAAAUGAAGAAAUUAGGCCUGGACCCAGCAUUCAAUCCAGAGACGGUUCAAAACGGAGGAAACAAGUGAUAACACACUAAUAAUAUGAUUAGAUCACGGCAUCCACUAAUAGGUAGUUUGUAUCCAAAUAUAGUAUAAGAUAUCUACGUAAAAUUAAGGAAAAAGUUUUUUGAAAGUUUUUACAUUUAAUCCAUUUUUAUUUAUAUUUCAUGUCUAUAAUACAGUAAAUAUCUACUCGAAUCAGAAACCGCUACUGUUAAUUAAAAACAAAAUAAAAUGUUAACUAUUUUUAUAAAUUUAAAUAUAUAAUUACAAACAGAAAA
Messenger RNA from Trichoplusia ni (cabbage looper), 1121 nucleotides. RefSeq names its product probable methylthioribulose-1-phosphate dehydratase. The transcript has 6 exons. The record is from RefSeq and is a predicted model, not a curated record. Lineage: Eukaryota; Metazoa; Arthropoda; Insecta; Lepidoptera; Noctuidae. Gene Ontology annotation, cellular component: cytoplasm. Bases 181 to 867 code for a protein of 228 amino acids. Gene Ontology annotation, molecular function: metal ion binding; methylthioribulose 1-phosphate dehydratase activity.